Arachis ipaensis is the source of this 4974-nucleotide messenger RNA. The record is from RefSeq and is a predicted model, not a curated record. Lineage: Eukaryota; Viridiplantae; Streptophyta; Magnoliopsida; Fabales; Fabaceae.
CCUCCUCGUUGUUUCUGCUUCUCCUCCUCGCAGUCACUCGACCGGUUCAAUAAUCGGUUCGGUUCUCGCAUGCUAGAAAUUCUGAAACGGCAUUCGUUUUUUUAGGAAUUUGAAGAGAGAUUCUGAAACCUAACCUUACGUCCGAUUGCGAAACAGUCAGCCAUAGCCAUCAAUCGUCUCUUGUAUCGGUUGGAGAUGGAGUCAUUAUUAUACGCAGUUUCGGAAAAAGAUGCAUUUGCUUUCUCUGUUGCAGAAUUGCUUCGAUUAGGGAAGAACGAGAUCGAUAACUCGCAUUCCCCCCCUGUUCUUCCUGCGUCCAUUUGUGCCCAAUCAAAUUUUGGAAUGCAACACAUGCGCGCUUUCCAUCAUUCUAACAAACCUUUCUUACUGGGCCGUGGUGAAUCCUGGGAACUCCACUGCCACAACAGCAAGCUGCGGAUAUCAGAGCCUGACUUCAUGCCUCCACCACCGAGACCUCAUUCCGAUCCUUAUUUCGUUGCAAAUAUUAGAGGCAACAUUUACUUGUUUGCACGCGUGCCCAGUGUAGGUUUUUGGGUUCUUAAAUCCGGGACAUGGGGUUCCUUGCCCGCUCCCCCACUUUCUCCUGUUGAUCCAACACUCAGGCGCGCUGGUGUUCUUAAAUCUCCUUGGUGUCAAUGGUUCGCUUCUGAUGACAAGCUUUUCCUGCUUGCAUAUCAACCUGGAAAAGAAGAAAUAGUUGUCUAUGACCCCCAAAGUGACGUCUGGGAGAAAGUGGAGGACAAGGACACCUACUUCCAGUUAAGCUCAUUUGGUUUUGAUUCAAUGAGUACUGUCUCAGUUCCAGAUGUAGGCAAUAAUUGCAGUGUGGCACUUACAUUUAGGGGGGAAAACAUUAGAGCAGGGGAAUAUUUUAACAUCAAACUAUAUGCUCUGCUGCUUGAUAAGCAAACUAACCUUGUCCGUUGCUGUCAAUCGCUUGACGAGUGUUCUAAUGAGAUCCAAGUCCAACAGUCCAAAGUUUGGUGGUAUUCCCCAAGCAUGAAAUGUGUUGACCUUGGCAAUGGCAUGGUAUGUGCUCUCAUCAUUGGGAGCACACAAUUAAGGCGUCAUGCUGGUCUAGAACCUCUCCUUUGGAUAUUGGUAUUUACCCUAGCCUGGACACAAGAGGACCAAAGAUUCCUAUCUGUUGUUGAUGUUUCUGUGAAUCAAGUCUACACCAGGCACCUCGCCAAUCCCAAGGAUCCUGAUUGUCUGCACAGUGCCUUUAUUGUAACACCCAAGGAUUUUAGCACUGCAUUUGUGGAGCAGAAACACUCACUGAAUUGGCCGGGUGACAAGACAAAGAAGGAUAGCCAAGCUCAACUGCCACGAACAUACACCAUGAAGAACAUUUUGGGGGAACUUCAAACCAUGAGGAUUUAUAUGGAAGGAAGAUUACAAAGUAUUGAAGCAAGUCUUGCAAGGCAACAAGAUGCUAUUGAUCAUCUCUGCACGCAUUUCGGGAUUCCGAAUAGGUGUGGCAUAAUCCCUCAUCCGCGCACAAGUCAAGAAGAAGAGUUGCAUUAUUCUAAUCUGAUCGUAGUGUGCGUGAGUGAUUGAAUCGGAAAUGCGAUGAAAAGGGGAAAAUUCAAGAGCAAGCCCACCGGUUGCCACCAGUUCUCCACGCCAGAAGAUCUCUCCGUAAGCAUUGCAUGUUCUCACUCUCACUUUCACUCUCAGUGCUCUGAAUCUCUCAAUCUUGCUCUGUCUCCUUCUCAUAUGCCAAUGGUAAUAAUAAUUAAUUAAAUGUACGUAAUGUUUAGCAUUCUUAUCUCAGUCAUAUUUUAAUUAAUUAAAUGUUUUUUGCUAUGUUUUGCUCUAUACAUUUCGAUUUGGUGCAGCAUAGGUUGGUUAGAUGUAGCUGCCCAAUACAUGUUUGAUAUAAUGUCUGAAUCAUAGCAUAUAUGUAUUGCUUUCAUUGAGACUUAUGAGGAUAUUAUGAAGUGUUAGCACAUUUCGUCUUUUCGAUUGCUUUUAUGUAUUUGGUUCUUUUUUCAUACCGAAUUCAUGUAUUUUCACAUAUCUAGUUCUAUUUUCAUUCAUUAUUAGUAUUAUAUAUGUUUUGGCAUUUGAAUUAUUCUAUGAUUGAAGGUGUUAAAGCAGGGCUAGAACUGCUUUGAUCACUAAUAUCUCUUGUCAUUCCUUCUUUUUUUCUUCUCUGCAUAAAAAUAUUAGAUUCAGAGUUGAAUUGUAAAGCAACUUCUUAAAAAUAGGAUACUAGGAGAAUGCAGAAGAACAUUCAUUCAUGAUAAUUGAAUAAUUAGGCAUUAGUUAUUUGAUUAGUCUAUAGAAAUGAAGUGAAGUUUAAUUGUUAUAGUGAUUGCUUAUAGUCUUUAUGCACUUGCUUUUUUUCUUUUUUUUUUUAUCUGAAAGUAGAGAAUCACAUUAUUCUCAUUAUUAAUGCCUACCAACAAGGAAAUCCACCAAAUCCUAUGGUCUCACAUGCAGAUUGAUUGUUGGCUUGAAUGAAUCUCAAAAUAGCCGUUCUAUGUUAAUGUAAAGCAUAUGAGAUUUUUUUUAUUUUUAUUUUUUGGUACUAAUUGAAUUUCUUGUAUCUGGAUCUUAUUGACGAAAUGAUGUGUGUGUGUACACUUGUGUUGACUUUAUUUGAAACAGUAUUGAGACUGAAAAUCCUUUUUCCUCCACAAUUUUUUUGCUAUCAACAAUUUAGACUAACAUACAAUUCUUUCUGGUUUGAUAAAGUAUGUCUUAAUAAAUUACUGCCAAUUUAUAACUCUUUAGUCUCAACUCAAGUUGUGUCUCUAGUGAAAGAUGUUGUAACUUAUAUAUGAGAAUGUAAAGCUUAAUAACCAUUAACAAAUCUAGAAUUGGAUUUCAUGACUUAUGAAAAAUUUGAAACCCUUCUGUUUAAGAGUUGCCUUAGUGAGAGUAUAGUCACUAGUUAGUAUUCAGUUCAAAUUGAAAGUUUUUCAUUUCCUUGCCCUUUUUGAUUUUUGAAAUAAAAUGUCUACUUUUUAUCAAAUCCCCUUUUGGAAGGUAACUUAUUCAUCACGCCUACCAAUCCUUUUCUUGUGUCAUUAUAUUUGGAAAUUUGAGAAGUAUUGCUUGUUGCCCAGUUGAAGCAUUCUAUUAAUUUUUUAUUACUAUUCUUAGUGUUCUCACAUUCAACAUUCCUAUUUGAAUUUGAUAUAUUCCAUUAGUUUCUUCCAUCCAAUUAUACAUUCGACACUGUCUUAUUUGAGUAUGGGGUUAUUCACUAGAUUAUGUCAUUGUAGGCAUUGUUGCAUGUGGAAUUGUGGAUUGAGGGACUUCUACAAUCUACCUAUUCUAGAUUUUUGCUCAAAUUACACUCUGUACAAACGGAGAUUAAUGCUCACAACUCAGGAACCAAUGACAGUUCUUUGGGCUGUUUUUAAGAUUGUAAUUGUGUGUUUGAAGCUGUACCUUGUUGCUUUAUUUUAAAUCUGCUUUAAAUUUGCCAGAAACAUACUACUAGCACCUCUCUUUUCUAAAUAUGCAUUUUUGAUAAUAAAAGUCUUUUCCAUGAGAAAAAUGAAGUCAGAUCAAACCCAAAUUAUAAUUCAUGUAAGAGAAAUCACCUCUUUUUAUCUUUUUAUUUUUAUUUUUAUUUUUUGGUACUAAUUGAAUUUCUUGAAUCUGGAUCUUAUUGACGAAAUGAUGUGUGUGUGUGUACACUUGUGUUGACUUUAUUUGAAACAGUGAAGAUUAGUCCUAGUUUUGUUGAUGCUGCCAUUGGGAGGAUUGCUUAGAACACAAAGGAUUGCUUAGAUAAAAUUUACAUGGUUUUGUUUUGUUAGUAUGUGUGCCACCGUGUAAAUUCUGUGGUCUGUUUGAUGGAGUUAAUCUUUCCUUCACCUUCAGGCUUUCGGACUUCGCUAGCUAUGGAGUUUACAUAACACAUUCUUUCCUUGAUCACUUGUGUCCUUUCAGGCAAAAACAAUGGGAAAGGAUACUACAUUUAUGAAAAGGGUAGCAAGCCAAAACUCGAUCUUUCAAUACUACCAAUUGUUGAAGAGUUGAGAAGACUUGCCAAUAUUAUGCCUGGUGGAAAGCUUGUGUAGUGAAGCCGGUAGCAUUUAUUCCUUUUGCAGCCUAUAUCUAUUACUGACCAAGAGAUUUUAGAGAUGAUUCUCUUUCCAAUAGUGAACGAGGCAGGCUGUGUUUUAGAUGAAGGAAUGGUUAUUCGAGCAUCAGACCUCGACAUUGCUUGUGUUCUUGGGAUGAGCUUCCCUAGUUACAGCUUUCUGAUUGGGGCGAAGCAUGUAUAUAACAGCCUAAAGAAAUGGUCAGAAUUAUAUGGUAACUUCUAUAAGCCAUCAAGGUAUCAAUGAACACAAGGCUUCUGCAACCAUGCAAGCUCAACUCCUCAAGACCUACCAAAUUUUGCAUUGUUGAAGGGAGCUUCUCGAGAUUUGAGCAGCCACGAAGAUAUAGUUUUCUUAGCCAUUUCAGCUUAAAAAGGUUAAUUGGAAGGGAUGUGAGGGAUUCACAAUAAGAGAGAUCUAACCAACAAAGCUCUGAGAGACUUGGAAAUAAUGAUGAAGAAAUUUGUUCUGCAGAAAUUGGUGGUAUUUCCUCUCAAACUUCAGAAUUUGUGGCUUUUGAACAAUUAUAUGGGGAACUGUUUGGAUAAGGAUCUGUAGCUGUUAGGUUAGACGGGUAAUAAGCAAGAAUGGGGACAAAAAAUAGUAGAAUGCAACAACUGAUGAAAAACUAUCUUGUAGAUAGCUAUCAGAUAGGUCAGGAAGAUCAUGUUAAUAACCAAUUUUAUUUUUUAUUUUUAUUUUAUCAGAGGUGAAUGGUUGGAAAGUGAAAACUUUACUUGGGAUUCCAGACCACCUGCAGAGAUGAACUUGAUUGACAGGUUUAAGGGAAUGGUAAUAAGUCGUCGCAGCGAUAAGCUAGUCAAGCAGAUAAAUACCUUUUUCUAGGAUUAGUAUAAGGAUUAAGUUUUUUAUGUACAUAGUAUCA